GACCGGGUCAGUGUGACCCGCCUACAAUUUCGCUCUGUGAUCAGCGCUCAGAGGCUACAGAUAACAGGCGAGGUUUGAUAUCUUAUAGGUAAUUAAUACGCCCGGGUAUAUGCGUGUUAUCAUACACGUGAUACGGGAUGGGUAAUGGUGGGUGUGAUAUCGGUGUGGAUUGAUGUCCCAGUUGGUGUAAUACGGUCGUAUCGGCUGCAGAGAGGUGAUCCCAACAGUAGGCAUGAUGGCGAUGCGGGGAUAAAAACUUCACGCCAGCAACACGACAGAAAGACUGAAGCACAAGGCCAACAGAAUGUACAAGCAAAGUGUUGCUGACGAGCGUAACAGCCAGGAGUCUCCCAUGAACACCAUGCAGGAUGAGGAGGGUCCAGCCAAGGGGACACAGGACGAUCCUCGAACUGAUGACAAGGACCAGACCUAUGUCCUCUCACGGCCACUUGGAGAUAUACCCGCCAGUUCCCCGAAGCAGCACGGGGGUUCCAUGGGCUCUGUUGAUUCUGUGACGUCAGGAGGAGACCCUGGGACCGACGCUAACAUUGACCUGACAGUGAACAAGAAAUGGAAGGUGGAUGAGAAGCUUCAUGAGAAGAUGCUUGCUUCUAACAAACCAACAAUACUGGUUCCGAUAGUAAAGUGGAUAUGUACAUUCCUUCUGGGAGUGGCUAUCCUCGCGUGUGUUUCAGCAAGCAAGUUGUCGAUCAUCAGCCUAGCAGCCAAGCUGAAUGUUAACACAACAGGAAAGCCAGACAAUGUGGCCAGAAAUGAGAGGGUUGAGGCCACCCGUAUUUUUAUCAUGAUAUCACUCAUCUUGUUGGUGCCAUACUGUUUCAAUUUUCUAAGAGCUGGGUUCUUUGCUUCCUGCCGGAAGGACAUGCCAUGGCCAAACGGAAAGUCUAUGAUAAUAGGAGUUGCUGUUGCAGUGCUGGAGUCAUUUGGAGUGUGUUUGUUUGCUUGGAAGAUUUUGGUGAACUUUGGUGGGUUUGUGGUGAUACUUCUUAUGAAUGCUGUGUUUGUUAUACCAUUCAUAAGCACCACCGUAUUUAACAUAAGACAAAGACAAGAACGUCCACAAGGCAAGCUGUUGAUCUUGGUGUCUCUGGUGGCCGCCUUGCUUCAGGUCACAGGUCUUGGGUUUGUUCUGUACCUUGCUUCAGACCAAAAUACUGGUAAACUGUGGCAUGUUCUAGUUGCCCUUGCCUGUCUCACUGUAGCCUGGGAUCCCCACAUACAACAACUGACGGUAACGCCGAAACUGGAAACUGAACUGGAAGAUGAAGUCACUGACUAUUCAACACCCGACACGACUUCCGGGUAUGACACGUAUGAGAGACCUGCCCAAUCCAGCAGUUCCACCAACCCUAGCACAAUAGAGGAUGCAAAUAUUGAUGAAACCAGUGACCAAACGUCUUUUGUUACCCCAAAAAGCCUAAGUACGACAUGGAAGAUGGCAGUUAUUUCCAACUUUGUCAAAGUUGUCGGGGUGCUGAUUUUUAGCUAUAUUUUUUUCUAUGUUGAUAGCACCAUCUACAGCAGUCAAACCCGCUUCAAGGCAAAUACUCAUCAGGAAUUUCUUGAUGCAUGGAGCUUUAAGGUGGAUAGUGAUUUUGACUACUUCCUGAUAAACAUACUCACAACAAUGGUAGGCUAUGCCCUUUCAUUCUUCGCAUGUCAAAUUGCCACUCAGAAAUGGGCCUUCGCUGUCCCUAUUUGUUUGACCGGUCCUCUCUUCCUGGUGGUGAUGUUGGUGAAAGACUGGUGUACUUUUGUCAUGCCAUUCUCUCCGGGGGCGUGCGCUGACGUCAACGGACAUCUAUGGGCUGCUAUUGUGGCCCUAGUGUGUUUUUUCCUGGCUCAUCUUCUUUCGGCAACAGUGCCAAUUUUCAGAAGCAGGCCUAUCGUCCUCCAGAAGGAGUCAUCAAUAUUCUGGCUGCCGUCUUACAAUGGUGUCUUGCUGGAACAGUGGUUGAUGCUCAACAUGCAGACAAGACCACGUGACCAGCUGAGACCAGGACCACACACAUCCCACACCAAGAGUCAAGUGUAUAUCUGCACCACCAUGUACAGAGAGAAUGAAGUGGAGAUGCGACAACUUCUCCAGUCCAUCAACAAAAUCAACUUGGCACGUGCUAAUGAUGACAGGUUCUUUGAGUCUCACGUCAUCUUCGACGGCGGUAUACGGAACAAAAACAUCUCUGAGUUUGCCUUACAACUCCUGACCUUGCUGAAGGAAACUCUGGGUAUUAUGACAGACAACUGCACGAAGGUGGAGACGCCAUACGGAAUGAAGUUGAGUUGGAACCUGCCCCAGCCUUCUUCCAAAGUCAGACCAAUGACGUUCAACAUACAUCUUAAGGACGGACUGAAGGUUCGAAAUAAGAAACGAUGGAGUCAAAUCAUGUACAUGUCCUAUGUGAUCGACUUCCUGAUGACGUCGAAUGAUGAAGACUGCUACAUCCUGACUACUGAUGCGGACGUCAGAUUUACUCCUGACUCGGUUGAAGCCCUCCUUGACCUCAUGACACGUGACCGCUCAGUUGGCGCAGUGUGCGCACGCACCCACCCUAUGGGAAGUGGACCUAUUGUAUGGUAUCAAGUGUUCGAGUAUGCUGUUGGCCACUGGUUCCAAAAGGCAGCAGAACAUGUUCUGGGGUCGGUGCUCUGUGCUCCAGGGUGUUUCAGUGUGUAUCGCUGUGUCGCCCUCAAGGAGAUCCUCACAGUAUACUCCACCAAUGUGGAACAUGCGUUUGACUUCCUGACAAAGGACAUGGGAGAGGAUCGCUGGCUGUGUACACUCAUGGUUCAGAGCGGUUGGAGAAUUGAGUACUGCGCAGCCGCUGAGAACUCCACACACUGCCCCAGUGAGUUUGAGGAGUUCUACAAACAGAGGCGACGUUGGGUGGCCUCCACCAUUGCCAACCUCAUGCUGCUGAUCAAACAGUGGCAGAUCAUCCGACUGUUCAACUACCGAGUGUCACUGCUGUUCAUUGUCUACCAGGGGGCGCUGCUCUUCUCCACUCUGAUUGGUCCCAGCACGGUCAUCUUGAUUGUUUCAGGUGGUUUGACAUUUGCCUGGGAGGUGGACUCCGUGGCGUCAGUCGUCAUACAGCUGCUGAUAUGUGUCAGCUUUGCCCUCAUCUGUCUCUACACAUCAGACAAGACACAGAUGCUGGCGGCGAAGCUGCUGACGUUCUUCUACGCGAUAGUCAUGACGGCUGUAGUUGUUGGGACGGCGGAGCAGCUUGUGGAUGACUUGGACAGGUCCGAGCCCAACCCCGACACCAACAGCAGCACCACCAUCAAUCCUAUCAGACCAUCAGAUGUCGGUAUUGAGAUUCCCGUGUCGGUGACGACGAUCUACUUUGGGUCAAUCAUGGCUAUUUUUGUCCUUGCUGGAAUCCUGCACCCUAGGGAAUGCUAUUGUCUCGUCAACGGUAUCUGGUACCUUCUGUGUCUUCCAUCCGGGUACCUGGUACUGAUGCUCUACAGCGUGUGCAACAUCACAGACAGAAGCUGGGGAACACGGGAGGAAAAGACGACUGAAACAUCCGUCAAGGGGGAACCCUGGUACAGCAGCAUGAGGAGGAUACUGGAGAACAUAUUCUUUUGUUGCGUGCCUAAGCAACAACCUGAGGAUCUGCCACACCAACGUGACGCGCCUCAGACUCAUAGAUGGAUGUCAACUGACGAUCUCAGGACGUCAUUGGGCGGCGACAUCCACGAUCAGCCAUCUUUACAAGUGUUUGAUGAAGGAGGAGGAGAUUCUAUUGUGGACUACAGGCGCCCUGUGGAUGAUGAGGACGACCUGGACCAGUAUAUGCCCAUCCCUGUCGAAGAGUGGCUCCCGCCUGAACUCAGGGCUUAUGGCGCAGUAUUCAGGAAGCAUGGGUUUGACAACACCCUCUUCAUAACCGGCAUGACGGAGAAGGAAUUAAAGAACAUCGGCAUCAAGGGCCAGGGUCCUCUACAGAACCUGCUGCAGAUGAUCGAGUUACUGCCUGCCUUUGAGAUCGAGUACGAAGUACCGACCAGCGUGACAGAAUGGUUGGAGACGAUCGGUCUCUCUGAGUACAAGAAGAACUUCAAGAGGAACCAGAUCAAGAGGCCAGUAGACCUGAGUGUGUUGAAGGGCUUUGGAAGGAAGGAGAUCGAGAGGGAGCUGAAGAUCACCAAAGCUGGGCACAUCAAGAGGCUUCUGUACGCCAUACGGAAGUUGAGGGAGCCAACGGAAGCUGAGAAGAAGGCCAUAGUCAUGAAAGCACGUGUCGACAGAUCUCCCAAGCACCUUCUCAGGAAAUCUAACGUUGGAGAGUACGAUUUCUGGAAACGGUUGAUUGAGGAUUCACUGAAACCUGGCAACAAGGCAUUUGGUAUUGAAGGAGAGCUGAAAGCGAGACUGAGCGAUCUGAGGAACUCCUGGCUCAUGAUUGUGGCCGUCAGCAACUCGCUGUGGUUGAUACUCAUCACCACUCUGGCUUCUAAAGGAAACCUCACUGUCCUUGGAGCAAACCCACUUGGUCUGAGUUUUCUGUUCAUAUUCGGCACCCUGCUGCUGGUCCAGUUCCUGGCAAUGAUCAUCCACCGCAUCUCAACACUCAUCCACUUCCUGGCCAGAGCCCCCUUCAAAUAUGGCGCACCCAUGAAAACCUCCUGGUCGUUCGGAGGCGCCACCCGCCUGCACGACACUGAGACCAACGACGAUUGGGAAGCCAUCCAGACCCUACGGCGGGAUGAGCACAGGAUCCGGGAGGCCAAGAGGAGACAGAAGCUGAAGAAGGCCCGAUCCAUUGGCAGCAUCUCUGAAAACGCGCCGCUGCUACAGAAUAGUCAUUCGAAGCAGGUGGGCUUGUCUGGGAGGUUUCUCUAUUCAGAUGACCCACAGGAAGCAUGACUCACCAGUGUCAGUGAAAGGGAUUUGUCGCAUGUGUGAUGCGUGUGUGCAUAAAACUCUGGUCAGUGGCUCCGAGCCAUGACAGUUCUAGAGAUGCAUGGACACUUCAGGGGACGCAUGAUGAUGCUUGCCGUGCUAUUGGAUCGCUACACAAAAUAUUGAUUUGAAAUGGGUCUUUGUAAUUAAAGAACCCAACUGUCGAAAUACCCUUUCUGUACAUUGUGAAAUGAUAUAGACUUCAUCAAAAAUAAAUGCCCGUUCUUUUAGCAA
Messenger RNA from Haliotis rufescens (red abalone), 5170 nucleotides. RefSeq lists its product as uncharacterized. Gene Ontology annotation, molecular function: chitin synthase activity; protein binding. The record is from RefSeq and is a predicted model, not a curated record. Gene Ontology annotation, cellular component: cell septum; cell periphery. Bases 305 to 4900 code for a protein of 1531 amino acids. The transcript is spliced from 22 exons. Lineage: Eukaryota; Metazoa; Mollusca; Gastropoda; Lepetellida; Haliotidae.